This is a messenger RNA of Penicillium malachiteum, 924 nucleotides long. RefSeq lists its product as uncharacterized. The record is from RefSeq and is a predicted model, not a curated record. Bases 1 to 924 code for a protein of 307 amino acids. Lineage: Eukaryota; Fungi; Ascomycota; Eurotiomycetes; Eurotiales; Aspergillaceae. The transcript has a single exon.
AUGAAGCUAUCCGAUGUCCUAAACUUUGACAUCGCUAGAGAUCAGCGCGUGACAUGUUUUGCAAAGACUAUGAAGGAUACGCAAUGUGCCAACCCCGUGGCUCGGAAAGACAGUAACAAAGCACACGAUAUUUUGCAGCAUGUCAUGACUUUCCAAGACUGGGAGCAUGAUUUGAUCGAGAACUAUAUUCAAGAGCUUUCUGACCUCCUUAUACAUGGGGAAAUGAAACAUGCCAACAGCGAAUUUCAAAAGCAAGGGCGAAGAACAGAAUGGCUCCGGAUGUGGCAUACACAAUUGGAUGAGAAUCAGCAGUUGCGCGAGGAGAUACAGGAGAAUACUCCAAAUGAUUUAGACUCUCUGGGGAAUGGACUCCACGAGGCCGCAUUCGUUCCUCCUAUCACUCAACACGCUGGCAUUCCACCCGAGCCUUCACCACUGGCUAUACAGGCGCGUACUGAGCCUGCUCAAUUUCAAUUUACAUCGAUUCUUGAGACUGUGGAAGAUUCCAGCCAUGCGCUUGGCACGACACCUCCGGCCCCAUCUCACCACAUUCAAGAAGAUAUACAGAUCGUACCAGAUCAACCACAAUUAUUCUCAGAGAGCCUCGUUCCCAGUGCGUUCAUGACUGCCAAUCAAAGAGUGAUGAUUGAAACAGUGAUCAAAUGCAUUUUGCAGUUUUGUCUUGCAUUUCAAAUCCAACUCGGACCCUCCAUUGAGUUCAAAUUGCUUACUGGAAUGAGGAUACCUCUUUCAAGUUUUCCCAGCUCGCCCUACCUUAUCUUUCCUAUUAUCUAUCUGUGCGGUCAAGUCAUGAACAUCUUAUUUGGGCCAAUUUCGGGUUUAUUUUUGGUUCUUCUUGUGACUCUCGGCGCAUGGUGCUCGGUGAGACCGAAAAAGACGACGACGACUCGGACAUUGAUGUGA